AUGCGCGGGGCGCGGAGCGCUCCUCGCGGAGCCCUUUGUUAUGCUAAUCCGGGCUGACAUCACGCCGCAUAUCAAAGCCGAGGGGGCAGCAUAUAAGGCGGCUCCGCGGGCCGCCCCGUCAGAGCAGCCCCGGCCCCUGCGCAGCCCCGCCGCGCCCGCGCAGCCCGGGCCGAGGUUGUUCAUCUCCAAGGAGGAGCAACACCCAAACUGAAGGGAAAUACACUGUGCAGAAAAUUAGGAAAACUUUUUUUUUUUCCUUUUUUUUUUUUUUUUUUUUACUUUGGAGAAGCUGAUUUCCUUCGGCAAGUGGGGAACGGUGGAGAAAAUGAAGCCAAGUCCGCGAUUUUUCUUAGCUGGUUUUCUGUCUUUGAUUCUGCAGACGGGGCUUUGCUAUGGGAUAAAAUGGAUAGCUCUGUCUAAGACUCCUUCGGCUUUGGCCCUGAAUCAAACCCAGCACUGCAAGCAGCUCGAAGGCUUGGUGGUUUCCCAGGUGCAGCUGUGCCGCAGCAACCUGGAGCUAAUGCAGACCAUCAUCCAGGCAGCACGAGAAGUGAUAAAGACUUGCCGUAAAACUUUCUCAGACAUGCGAUGGAACUGCUCUUCCAUUGAGCUGGCUCCUAACUACCUGCUGGACUUAGAGAGAGGCACAAGGGAGUCAGCAUUUGUGUAUGCCCUUUCUGCUGCUGCCAUCAGCCACACCAUUGCCAGAGCCUGCACCACCGGGGACCUCCCUGGCUGUUCCUGUGGUCCCAUCCCAGGUGAGACACCUGGACCUGGGUAUCGAUGGGGAGGAUGUGCAGACAACCUCAACUAUGGUCUUAUCAUGGGGUCCAAAUUUUCAGAUGCUCCCAUGAAGAUGAAAAAAUCAGGAUCACAAGCCAAUAAACUGAUGCAUCUGCACAACAGUGAAGUAGGGAGACAGGUCUUGAAAGCCUCUCUUGAAAUGAAAUGUAAGUGCCAUGGAGUUUCUGGGUCAUGCUCUAUCAAGACCUGUUGGAAAGGCCUUCAAGAGCUGCGAGACAUUGCAUUGGACCUCAAAAACAAGUAUUUAUCAGCCACCAAGGUUGUUCACCGGCCCAUGGGCACACGCAAAUACCUCGUGCCAAAGGAUAUUGAUAUCAGGCCGGUUAAAGAGACGGAGCUGAUUUACCUGCAGAGCUCGCCCGAUUUCUGCAUGAAGAAUGAAAAAGUGGGGUCACACGGGACCCAGGACAGGCAAUGUAACAAGACCUCCAAUGGGAGCGACAGCUGCGACUUGAUGUGCUGCGGCAGAGGCUACAACCCUUACAUGGACAAAGUGGUGGAGCGAUGCCACUGCAAGUACCACUGGUGCUGCUACGUAACCUGUAAAAAGUGCGAGAGGACUGUCGAGAGAUAUGUGUGCAAAUGAAAACCCUCCCCUCUCCACCCGGGAGCUGAGACGCCAGCGGCACCCCAGCACUAUUCAGAGAAGAGAAAACAUUUCCCUGACUAGACAUCGUUUAUCUUGUAAAGACACAGACUCGAAGAAAGAUGGUAGGAGGGAAAAAAAAAAAAAAAAACAAAACAAAAAACCAAAACAUCACGCCAGUAAAAAUAAGACCCUUAAAAAAACCCCCAAACAAACCCACAAAUGUUUCCCCUCUCCAAUAAAAUGCUCUCUGAGAAGACAAAAAAGUCAUUUGGGAUGGUAUCUUCUUCCAAAAUAUUCCCUAUGGUUGCCAAUGACGUCCGGCCAUCAAGUGCCUGAGUAUUUUGAGAAACAAAAGUAGAAAUUUUCCCCGGGGAAGAAAAUCAACUCUUGUUUGAAAAUAACUAAGGCUCACACCUGCCUAUGCCUUCUAGCACAGGUACUGAGUCUGCAUUAGGACCAUCCCAGAAGGGAAAACACUACAACUUUUCAUCAGUAACUGCCUUUGUUGCCAAAGACUUAAUUUUUAGCAGGGACGCAUCCUCUGGAUGAUAAAGGUGGAAAGAUUUCUGGUCAAUCCCCUGAAAUGAACAACUCGUUUUGACUUUUCUUUUACACAGGUCUGCGAUUUUGAAGUUACUGCUUCAGGAAAAGCUGUCCUUGAUUUAUCCAGGCUGGAUGGGGUUUCACAUUCAGCCAUGCAAAAAUAAAACAACCCAACAACCAAACCCUGGGAUUCCAGAGGCAGUGAGAGUAGGGUACCCUGAGAAGGACUUUAUGGGGUCCACGAGACUGUAGUGCAGUCAUUAGAUUAAAAUAACAAAGUGAACUCAAAAUGCAGUGGGAAAGUAAAAAAAAAAAAAGAAAUCCAGCUCCUGCUCUCUUUCUCUCUUGCCCUUUGGGUGUGAUGCCCUUUGGCACCGAAGUUCUGCCACAUUGGGCCAUCAAGUCCUUAGGGAAAUAUGCCGCUGACUCUUUUGCCCCAGCAAAACUAUUGAACCAGCCCCAAGAAACUGCAGAGAGCAGAGCGGGUCUGGUCCUGGCUGUAGGGAAAGCAGUCGUGCAGGGCAGCAGCUAUUCCCAGCAAAAGGGAAUGGGAACGUGCCAGUCCUGCACGUGGCCCUGCCCUGACACAGCAGAGAACCACUAUCUGUGGCUGUACAUAUUUUUUUUUUAUUAUUUUUUUUUUUUUAUGCGGACAUACAGAAAUAUUUAUAAGAUAUAUCUCGCGCUUUUGUCUACUCUCUACUUUCUACGUAAAUAUAUCUAUAUAUUAUAAACGAGCAUUAACAAUAGUAUGAAAUAAAUGCUGAAGUUACUGGUGCAACAGCAAAAUGUUAGAUUUUUAUGUUUCACUCUCCUACUUGGAAAGCAACCCCGAUUUUCCUCCCAAGGACAGGAGAAGAGCAUGGCUCGAGGCACUCACUGGCGUGGGAUAGAUAAGUUCUUUUAUUCCCUGUCUCCCCAGCCUCUUCAUUUUGAGCAGAAUUAGCCAAGAUACAGUCAAGACAAUGAAACAGAGCACUUGGAGAAAGGAAGAGUCACUGUUCUUGUUUUGCUUUUUAUAUCAGUGAUCACUCUCAUCCGUAAAAUAUCCCAGUGCCCCCGAGGAACUUAAUAACAAA
Molecule: messenger RNA, 3015 nt
Organism: Athene cunicularia (burrowing owl)
Lineage: Eukaryota; Metazoa; Chordata; Aves; Strigiformes; Strigidae
Gene: WNT11
Product: Wnt family member 11
Exons: 6
Coding region: 326-1390 (354 amino acids)
Biological process (GO): cell fate commitment; neuron differentiation; multicellular organism development
Cellular component (GO): extracellular region
Molecular function (GO): frizzled binding; cytokine activity
Source: RefSeq, a predicted model, not a curated record